CAGUGACAGCCCUGACCUGGCUACGCUUUGCGUCGCUCUGUCAGGCGCAGUCGCCUCCUCCUUGGCAAAUAGUCCUCGGCAGGGUCGGAGUUCUUGGGUCAUCCGAAGAGGGAAAUACGAGAAGUUGGCAGUCAGGGGGAUGCGGCAUCGACCCGGAAGAGGGAGAUAGGGCCCGGACGUUUCGUCGAUAGUGUGUGAAGUUAGUUAAAGACUCCUUCCUGCCUGAGGAUCCCUCCGCCUGCAGUAGCGGUGGUGAGGCCGAGGGAGCCGCCAUUUUGGAUGUUCGGUUCCUGCUGCCACUGCCGCCGCCGCCCCCGAAGCUGCUGCUUUCAUUCGAGGUUUCGGGCCGAUGAGGAAACUGAAGAUGUGAGAGUUUAAGUCAUUUACUCAAGGACACACAGCUAAUAAGUGGUGGAGCUAGGAUUCAAGCUCAGAGAAUGCCAGCCCCCAUCAGAUUGCGGGAGCUGAUCCGGACUAUCCGGACAGCCCGAACCCAAGCCGAAGAGCGAGAAAUGAUCCAGAAAGAAUGUGCUGCAAUCCGGUCAUCGUUUAGAGAAGAAGACAAUACAUAUCGGUGUCGGAAUGUGGCAAAAUUACUGUAUAUGCACAUGCUGGGCUAUCCUGCUCACUUUGGACAGUUGGAGUGCCUCAAGCUUAUUGCCUCACAAAAAUUUACAGACAAACGAAUUGGGUAUUUAGGAGCAAUGCUGCUAUUGGAUGAAAGACAAGAUGUCCAUCUUCUCAUGACCAACUGCAUCAAGAAUGAUCUCAAUCAUAGCACCCAGUUUGUACAGGGGCUAGCUCUGUGUACCCUGGGCUGUAUGGGUUCCUCUGAGAUGUGCCGAGAUCUGGCAGGAGAAGUAGAGAAGCUUCUGAAAACCUCCAACUCUUACUUAAGGAAAAAGGCAGCACUAUGUGCUGUUCAUGUCAUCAGGAAGGUUCCUGAACUUAUGGAGAUGUUUUUACCAGCAACAAAAAAUUUAUUGAAUGAGAAGAACCAUGGUGUCCUUCAUACUUCUGUAGUCCUCCUCACAGAAAUGUGUGAGCGGAGCCCAGACAUGCUAGCACAUUUCAGAAAGAAUGAAAAGCUUGUGCCCCAGUUAGUUCGUAUUCUAAAGAACCUCAUCAUGUCCGGAUAUUCCCCAGAACAUGAUGUUUCUGGUAUCAGUGACCCCUUUUUGCAGGUACGAAUUUUACGGUUAUUAAGAAUUUUAGGACGAAAUGAUGAUGACUCAAGUGAAGCAAUGAAUGAUAUAUUAGCACAGGUUGCCACUAAUACAGAGACUAGUAAAAAUGUAGGAAAUGCUAUUCUUUAUGAAACGGUUUUGACUAUCAUGGAUAUUAAAUCAGAGAGUGGACUGCGAGUUCUAGCCAUAAAUAUUUUGGGUCGUUUUUUAUUGAACAAUGACAAAAAUAUUAGGUAUGUAGCUCUGACUUCUUUGUUGAAGACUGUGCAAACAGAUCAUAAUGCAGUGCAGAGGCACAGAAGCACAAUCGUGGACUGUUUGAAAGAUCUGGAUGUCUCCAUAAAACGACGUGCAAUGGAAUUGAGUUUUGCACUGGUAAAUGGGAAUAAUAUCCGAGGCAUGAUGAAGGAGUUACUUUAUUUUCUGGAUUCGUGUGAGCCAGAAUUUAAAGCAGACUGUGCAUCUGGAAUAUUUCUUGCUGCAGAAAAGUAUGCACCUUCCAAACGGUGGCAUAUAGACACAAUUAUGCGUGUCCUGACAACGGCAGGAAGUUAUGUUCGUGAUGAUGCAGUUCCCAAUUUGAUUCAGUUAAUAACCAACAGUGUGGAAAUGCACGCCUACACUGUCCAGCGCUUAUACAAAGCAAUUCUUGGUGAUUACUCUCAACAACCCUUGGUACAAGUGGCUGCAUGGUGUAUAGGUGAAUAUGGUGAUCUUCUUGUGUCUGGUCAGUGUGAAGAGGAAGAGCCUAUUCAGGUAACUGAGGAUGAAGUGCUGGAUAUUUUAGAAAGUGUCCUAAUCUCAAAUAUGUCCACCUCUGUGACACGAGGUUAUGCCCUCACUGCCAUUAUGAAGCUUUCUACUCGAUUCACCUGUACUGUAAACCGAAUUAAGAAAGUGGUUUCUAUCUAUGGAAGCAGCAUUGAUGUAGAGCUCCAGCAGAGGGCAGUAGAAUAUAAUGCACUUUUUAAGAAGUAUGACCACAUGAGGUCUGCCCUACUUGAGAGAAUGCCUGUCAUGGAAAAAGUAACCACAAAUGGCCCUACUGAGAUUGUGCAGACAAAUGGAGAGACAGAACCAGCUCCAUUAGAGACUAAACCACCACCUUCUGGGCCACAGCCCACUAGCCAGGCUAAUGAUUUAUUGGAUUUAUUGGGAGGAAAUGAUAUAACGCCUGUUAUUCCAACUGCUCCUACAAGCAAACCUGCUUCUGCUGGUGGAGAACUUCUUGAUUUGCUGGGAGACAUCACCCUUACAGGUGCUCCAGCUGCUGCUCCUACCCCUUCCUCAGUGCCACAGAUAUCCCAGCCCCCUUUUUUGUUAGAUGGGCUUUCAUCACAGCCACUCUUCAAUGACAUCGCUCCAGGUAUCCCCUCCAUCACAGCAUACAGUAAGAAUGGCUUGAAGAUAGAAUUCACCUUUGAACGGUCAAACACCAACCCUAGUGUAACAGUGAUAACGAUACAAGCCUCUAAUAGUACAGAGCUAGACAUGACGGACUUUGUUUUCCAGGCUGCAGUACCAAAGACUUUCCAGCUGCAGCUUCUGUCUCCUAGCAGCAGCGUUGUUCCAGCAUUUAAUACGGGGACUAUCACACAAGUCAUUAAAGUUCUGAACCCACAGAAGCAACAGCUGCGAAUGCGGAUCAAGCUCACAUAUAAUCACAAGGGCUCAGCAAUGCAAGAUCUAGCAGAGGUGAACAACUUUCCCCCUCAGUCCUGGCAAUGAGGGUCCAGCACCAUUCUCAUUCUUAUCCCACUCAAUCAAAGGAACUCUGGGAAGGAGGUUGUGAUUGCUGGCAAGUCCCCCCAACUGUACCAUGGGCAUGAAGAGCUGAAGAGAACUGUUGAGGAGGAUUUUCCUGAAGUUAUUGCUGACCUUGAAGCAUCGUUAAAGACUAAUGUCCUCUCCUUCGUUGUUGAGCCUGGCUGCUUCUGGAGGCUACUUUGCACUCUUCCUCCUCUUCUCCCUUUUCCGCACUUCAUCCCUCCCAUGUUUGCAGCCAGAAUCAACAUUCCCUGGGCCCCUGAGGCAGUAGCAGCUGUUCUGGAGGAGAGGACUAGAAUUCUUGGCAAGAAAACACUCAUUCUGUCUCUGCAGCCAAGAGUGGCCCCUUCUUUCUACUGUUGUAUAUCUGUGGACUGGGCAAGGUGGGGUAUUUAUUCCUCACCAGCUGGGUUACCAUCUUAAGGCGCCUUUUAUAUCUGGCAUUUGGAAUGGAAAUGUAACAAUGGACAUUAGGAAGCCCUGCCUUUUUCUGCUGGUUCUACCAAUGUUUGAAAGAGGCGUUAAGCUCCUGGUAGCCUUUUCUGUGCAUUGCUGUAUACACACAGACACACAUAUGUAUGUAUGUUUGUUAUCAAAAACUGGUUAGACCUUGAGAGGUUAUUUGUAAACACUGGACAGAUACAGUUAAUAAGAACUUUUGUUGAGAUUUGGCAUGAAGGAUAUGGUGCUCUAUUUGUAAUAGAAACUUCCAAGGCUCUUCCAGCUCCCCUUCUCUCCAUCCUUUAGCUGUAGUCAUGAAUUCUGAUUUUCAAAGUCAAUUUCCCUUAAAGUGCAAAGUGGACACCUUCUAAAAGAUACAUUACAUCAUUACUAGUUAUUAAUGACCCUAUUCCCACUACAAAUUUGAAAGUUUCUCCCAAGCCUGUCACUCACUAUUUGCACUGUGGUAAAUGAAUGAGGUGGAAAGAUGAAUUCACUAUUUCAAGAAGCAGACUCCUUAGCAAAAUACCUAUGCCCCUAGGAAGACAGCAUCAGAUUCAUCCUGGAGCAUAUUGGAGUCAUUUUUUCCAUUACUCCAAACUUCAUUUUUUAGUUCCUGAGCCUGGCUUGGACCUUGGCAUUCCGUUUGAAUUCCUUCUUCUAACUGGAAUAUUUGUGUUGUAUCUGUAACACUGGCACUGAAAUAAAGACCACACGGUUAAAGAAGUCUUUCCUAUAUUGUACUUUAUGGUGUUGAAAUGAAGCCUUGUAGCUUCCUUGUCCCUUAUGUUAGAGGAAGUCUUAUGGUCACCAUAGAGUAGGGAUAUCCUUUAUUGAGUCUGAGAAACUGGUCUUUUGAAAGGAAUCAAUCUCAUGAAUAUCUGCAUUAAAGAUUUGAGCUUUUAAACUAGUGAGAGUGCCGAGUGCUUUUUAGAAAGGACCCUUGCGUUACCAAACCUUAACAUUGAGUUGCUGGAAUGAGGUGAAGGUGACUGUUCUGUGGUACAUGUUGAAUGUACUAUGUACGUUCAAGUAUACAGGCACCAUGUCUAAUAUACUGCAGAAGAAAGAAAAAGUGGGGCCCACCUUGCUUUUAAAAUGUUUGCAAUUGUUACUGUAUUGUACAGUAUAAUGACUACUUUGGCUUCAGUUUUAAACCUUGAUACAAAUAUCCUUUACUCCCUGCUCCAUUUCACCAUGCCUUUACUUAAAAUCUUCAGUGUCUUGUCAAACCUAGCUCUGUAUCAGAUGCUAGACUAUUCCUAACAUUUGGCAAACUGGAGUUAAACUAAAGGCUCCAAAAGGGAAAGUUUCUGGUCUUAAUGGUCUUUUAAGAGCAAGAUUUCCUGAAACUUACUCUGCUGAGUAAAUGAUUGGUUGGGUUAAGAGCAGGAUAUUAUCUCCUGUUUUCAACAAAGUAAGUGUGGACUAGUGCAUACUUCAGACAACUGCUUUACCUGUGCAAUGAAAAACAUCCUUUAAAAGUUUCUUGCAGACUGAUUUCAUUGGAUAGAUAUUUAAUGCUGUGAAACAUGAUAGGUUUAAUGUUAUGUUGGUGGAUUUCUUGAAUAGAAUUUGUCUUAACAUUCCUUUUUGUGUGGAGGCUUUAUUUUCUCCCUUACAUUUGUAGGUAACCAGCUCAGUUUUUUGUUUUGUUUUUUUUUUUUAACUGAGUUGAAUCUGAAGAAAUUUGCUCAAGACCAAGCCAAAAGACAGUGCUAGCUGAUGGAGCUGGAAAAGAUCUCUGCUGACAAAGCCUCCACACGGGUGAUCUGAGUUUUGAGGUAGAGUUUAUGAUCAUCCAUGGCUGUAUUGAGAAGGAAUAAAAUAUCAUGGCCUUAACACAAAGGGUGCUGUGUAGAGUAUGGAUUGACUCCAGAGACUAAAGGACUAGCAGCCAGGUAACUAACUGCCUAGGAUACUGAUGGUUGUGAAGACAGUUUCAAAUACAUGGAUCUUUGAAAGCUUCAGCGUGCCUUAGUUUCUAGGAUCAGCAUUAGUUCUCCACUUACUUCGCCUUGCAGCUAAAAGGUGACAUCUCAUUUUUGUGAAUACUUGCACAUUUCAGUGAUUUCUUUUCCAAGUGUAACCAUUCAAGGGAGAGCAAAUUUGGAAGGAUUGUGCAAUUCCAGAGCCAAUGUGAAGAAAGUAUUUUCUGUGGCCAUUAAAUAACCCCAGGGUGAUAAACAGUGAGCCUCACUUACUUGGACAAUUUCACAUGUGCUUGUACCUCCUCUUUGAGAGUAGCUUUGAUCCCAUCCUUCUCUGCCUUCCCAAAGUCAUCCUAAGGGAGAAUUCAUUUAAGUAAUUUCAGAAAUUUGUAGGGGGUUCUGCCUGAGAAGCUUCUCCCACAAUGCUUUGGUGCUGUUACCUUGAGAUGGUUUAGAUUGUCAUGGAAGUUUUCUGCUUAUUAUAUAGUGCUCAUUUGUUAAUUUUAAGGUCUUUUUCACUUAAAGAAACAUUCCUCAGUGUAACAUUUCAGAGAUUCCUUCCUCUUCCUCUAUUACAAGAUGUUUGUAACAACUUCCUGUCUCUCUCAUAUAUGAAAAUAGUUUUAAAACUGUCCAGCACUAAUAUUUCCAUCUAAUACAUAACAUGCUUUCUAUGUCCUAGAAGUUGAAAGUUAGGGCAUACUGCUGUUGAGGUUCAAUAUUUUUAUUUUUUACAUUGAAAUGUUUGGGCCAUGAGAACUAGAGGAAAGAGUUUGAAUGUGUUUUUUUUUUUUCUUCUAGUGAAUGUAUUUUAACUACAGUGUCCUAAACUGAGAGUUAACAGAAAGUGCAUAUUUACAAACUUUAUGGUUGGGAGGGUUGUAUAUGUCCCUGUGUUUGGUUUGGACGUGGGGAGGAUCAUUGAAGAGAAAAUUGCUCAGAAAGUUCUGAUGUUUAAAACACUUUUGACUAGCUUUGGCUCAGGAGGGUGGGGCUGCUGGUCGAACUGGAAAUGAACUCUUUUUCAAGCAAUAGCAGUGCGUGGGUCCCUUGGAGAAGGUUCCAUUCCCAGAUCCUGGAACACUUACACAGAAGAAAAUGCUGACGCAGCCUGAAGCAGCUUGAGUGGUUGCUUCAUGAACUUGUACAAGGCUAAUUCUGGCUUCAAGAUGGAGCAUUCAAGAUUUUUUAAAAAGAGAGCCUGCAUUUGUGCUUUGUGUGUCUUGUUUUUGUUUUUAUUUAGGGUCCUCAUGGGAAAGAGCUUCUGACUCUUUCCUUUGUGAACUUCCACCGUGUUCCUGUAAAGUCCUUUUUCUUUCACAAUGUUGUAAGUUACAUUUUCAUUAAGCCCCAUCACAUCUUCUUUACUGUAAAAUUAUCAAAAGGUUGUUUCCAAGUGGGACAGCUUAUGAAGUUCUAAUUAUUGCAGACAUAUUUUUGAGAUGUAAAAAUUAAAAUGAAAUGAUAAGUCUUAGAGGCGAGUGAGGAAUAAAAUGGAUGUAAACAUUUACAUGGGAUGCAUUAGAACUCUGCUGUGUGUAUUGUCUUUUGGUUGAAACAAAUUAUGAACAGUGACUAAUAAUAAAAAAGUCAAUACUCAAUGAUUUAAAA
Molecule: messenger RNA, 6937 nt
Organism: Jaculus jaculus (lesser Egyptian jerboa)
Lineage: Eukaryota; Metazoa; Chordata; Mammalia; Rodentia; Dipodidae
Gene: Ap1g1
Product: adaptor related protein complex 1 subunit gamma 1
Exons: 25
Coding region: 438-2915 (825 amino acids)
Biological process (GO): receptor-mediated endocytosis; Golgi to vacuole transport; intracellular protein transport
Cellular component (GO): AP-1 adaptor complex; Golgi apparatus; membrane coat
Molecular function (GO): clathrin-cargo adaptor activity
Source: RefSeq, a predicted model, not a curated record